Phymastichus coffea is the source of this 1434-nucleotide messenger RNA. RefSeq lists its product as uncharacterized. The transcript has 7 exons. Bases 140 to 1384 code for a protein of 414 amino acids. NCBI's taxonomy places the organism in Eukaryota, Metazoa, Arthropoda, Insecta, Hymenoptera, Eulophidae. The record is from RefSeq and is a predicted model, not a curated record.
AAAAAUUAAUGCUUCUGUGCAAAAAAAAGUUGUGGGGUCUAGCCCCAGGCAUAUAAGGAUUUUCAGAUAUGAAAUUUUCAAUUGUUUAUUAUCUUGAUUUGAAUUCCUCAUUAAAUUGUAGGUCCAGUCAUGAUAAAUUAUGAAGAAGUAUUCGAUCAUAAAAGAUGAGGAAGGUGAGAUACGAGUAGUACCAAGCAAUUGGUUGACCGACGAUAAAGAAUCUGUUUAUUGGCCUCCAUACAAGGACUCAGCACGAGUUAAAUCUGCUGCCAUAAACUUGGAGUCAAGAAAUUCCGAUUGGGAACUUUACUCUUGUACUUUUAUCAAGUCAAACGACGAUUAUGUUGAUGCUCAAAAGGAAGCUCGAUUUCCAAAUCUUGACGAUUUAACUGAUGCUAGUGAUGAGGAAAGACUUAAAGCAACUAGAGCGGCUAGAAAUAAAAUAACAGCUUCACCUUCCAAAUUUAUAUCAUCAUUUACAAAAGUUAAACCACCUAAGACAUGGGAAACUAAUAAUUCAGUUGACGGCAGCAAGAGCACAGAAGGAAUAUCUCCUAAGAAAGUCCUCCUUGCUAAAAAUUCAGUGAAAAAUGCGCCCCUUCUGAAAUCUUUACAAGUAGAUUUACAAAGAACCAUCUCGCCGGCUCAAAAAAGCCUGUUCCCAAGAUCAGAAUUUUUAACAGGUGGACCCUCUGGUAAUUCCGUAGUGAAUGAUUCAAGUCAAGAAGAAGAAGAUGGAUCAAAUAACGAAGUGGAGCUGGAAAUUACACUCCCUAUGAUCUUCGAAAUGCAAAAGACAAUGGUAACAAAACUCAACUCCUUGGGCAUCAAAGUAGAUAAUCUGUCAAAAAAAUUACAACGCUGUCAAAAUAUACGCGUUGCAGACAAAGAAAUUGUGGCUUCUCAAGAUAUGAUUGAAAGCAUGUCUAAAAUAUUUCCAAUGACUGAUGAGAUUCCAGAAAGGAGUAUGGAUGGCGUGAACGAAAAAAUACGCACUGACCCAACUUUCAGAAAAGAAUUGGUACUUUUUUUUAAAAGCAAAGGAGGCGCUGACAUACAUAGGUUUAUUUACAAUAUUCUACCCGCUGCUAUGACUAAUAAGGUAGCAAACAAAUACAGCUAUGUAGGGCACAAGAAGAAGCAUGCAUUUAAAGAUUUGCCGUUGUGCACAGUUAUAUACAAAUCAGUGCGUCAUCUAUUUCCAUCAUCACAGGACGAAGAGAUUCGUUCAAGAAUCAGUAGCUGGUUAGAUCAGUCUGGCACAAGACUCAAGAGGGAAUCAGACACUGAAGCAGCCGGUUCCAAAAAACGAAGAAGAGAUGUAAAAUAUUACAUCGAUUUAGAGGAGAAUGUAGCAGAAGAAAAUUCAAUGAAUGAAGAAUAAACUUUGUAAUUUUAACUUUUUCAUGUACUAUUAAUAUAAGUAAGUUAUUU